AUGCCCUCAGGAAACCCCGUCUCCUCUGUUUCUGAGGAGUUUUUGAAAGAGCUCGAGCAUUAUGGCCCAGUGACAGCAAUCAAGGUACACAAAAGCCUCAUCAUAGUAGGGUACGGGCCCAUUUUAAAGAUUUUCAACCGCGAUAGAAACGAUGAGCUUAUAUUCAGCCAGAAGAUCUUCAAGAGAAACAAGAUACACAGCAUUGCAGUAAAUAAUGAUAGAAUAGCGAUUGCUGGUGCUCGCUCGUUUGCGGUGCUUGAACCUUUGAAACAGGGAUAUGCUGUGCAAGAAAGAGCCAUCAACGAAUGGAUUGUUGCUGUUGAGUUCCUCAACAACGAUAAGAUUUUAGUGUUGACGUCACACAAUGAGGUUUUGGAGAUUGAUAUAGCUGAUUGCGAAAACUUCAGGAUGCUUUCGAAGUACCAUUGUAACGAAAAGUCGAUUCUAUACAGUGGCUCUAUUCGAGUGAUUAAUGACAAUGUCGUGUACGUUUCUGCUGGCACAGUGAUGGAUGGUGUACUCAUAUGGGAUUUGAGAAGAAAAGAAAUACUUCACAACCUAAGAGACCACGAGGGAUCGAUCUUUGGUGUAAAAAUAGACGCUAGCGGCAAGUUUAUCAUCUCAUGUUCUGACGAUAGGUCAGUGAAAUUGUACUCAUUUGAUGGAACUCUUUUAGCUAGUGGCUGGGGCCACGGCUCCAGAAUUUGGUCUUUGGAGUUCCUUUCAGUUUCUGAUCAGAGUGUCAAGAUCUUCUCCUGCGGAGAAGAUUGUGCUGUUCGAUUGUGGGAGUAUCAUGGCGAGCAUACUUUACGUCAAUUGAUGCUCUUUGAUCACUACCACUCAGGAAAGCAUAUUUGGUCUGGCGACGUCGACACAAACUCAGGAAUUUUUGUGACCGGUGGUGCUGACGGCAAAGUCAGAGCGGAGGCUUUAAAAGAAGAACCUACGAUGACUAUAUCACUAGAGGAAAUCGCAGCUCAAGCAGAGGUAGACGUACUUACUAAAGAACUGAUAAGAAGUUUUGGGAUCCUCAACCUCACAGGCAUUACUUUAGUGGUCACCACGAAAGGCAGGCUUUUCCUUCACCAUGAGAACGUGGGAAUAUGGAGUCGACUCUCCAUUGACAGCCUCGCCGAGCAUGAAAUAGCGCACUACACCCUCUUCAAAACUGUCUGUGAAUUAAAUGCCUUCAUUGUUUGUAACAAUGACGGUGACAUGCAUGUUAUAGGGUUUGACAGUAAAUGUCAGGUCUAUCACGUUGCACGCAAAAACCCUCUGCCUGGCCCCAAGAAAAUCAUCAACAUGCUAGUUUCAAGCUCCACUGGGCAUGGAAGAGUUUUUGUCUUACUUAAUUCACCGAUCUUAUCUGAGCCAAUGGAUUUGGUAACCUUUGUUAAGACGGGUGAUAGACUUGAACCCGAUUUGUCCCAAUGCUUGCAAAAGACUGACCCCAGGACCUUCAUUCCCACCUCGUUUCAUGUCGACUGGAAAAAUCACUUGGUUUUCGUCGGGUCAAGACAUGCUAACUUUGCUGUGUAUGAGAUCACUCCAGAACAAACUCUUCUACCUAAGGUUUCAAAGAAAUUGUGCAACGGUGAUACAAUUACCUCACUUUCUCUAGUUGACGGUGAAGAAGGGCGGUCAAUCGUGCUAGUCACGCUACGGGAUGGGUUCUACAUUUUAAUGGAAACAUGCAUCGGGCACAAGCUUCAAAGUAAAAUUAUUUUGAAGAAUAAGAUUUCAAGAAAUAUCGAAGGAGGCUUCAUGAAGUCGAAUCAACUUAUAUUAUAUGGUUUCCGCUCUUCUUGCUUUUACCUAUGGAAUGAAACCAAGCAAAUUGAGAUCGCGAAGGACUUCUGUAAGGGAGGCCACAGGCAUUGGGAGGUUAGUGUCCACAUAAAUCCUUUGCAACUUCAUUUCUCAUAUCUAACUCAAGGCUGUCUACGUAUUAGCACGUUGGAGUCAAGCUGGAACUCAAUAAACCAAGGACUCCUCGUAGAGGGAACACAUGGACGAGAGAUCCGUGAUGUUGCCCUUCAUCAAGAAUCGGAAAACAGCGCUUGCUGUCUUUUCGUCAGUGCAUCUGAAGACGCCAGAAUAAAAGUUGGAAAGUUAUACAAAGAUGGAAAAAUGAGCUAUCAGUGGACUAUGAAUAAUCAUAUCUCUGGUUUGCAACGAGUCGCCUUCUUGAAUGGAGACUUUUUGGCAAGCUCUGCAGCCAAUGAGGAAUUGCUUAUAUGGAAGCUCACUCGCUUGAGAAAUGAAAUUGUUGUCAUCAAUGAAGUCAAUAGAGUCCAAGUGGCAGGUGAACAUCCUGAUUUGCGUGUCAUGGAUUUUGCAUCCAAAGAGACUUCGAGCGGGUUUUGGAUUGCAGCAGCUUACUCGAAUUCUAUCGUCAAGAUAUUCUUCUUCAACAAGAAGGAUCUUCAAUUACAGGAGAAAGCCUGCAUUCCUUACGGUUCAGUUUGCAUCCUCAAUAUUCAUCUUUUUUCGUUUGGGACACAAGACUUUGUGAUGACAGGCACUUCUGAUGGAAACCUCACAAUUUGGGAUUUGUCAAGUUUAAUUCAGUGCAAUCUAGCACCUCCCCACGAGCCUAUAGUCAAACAGCAGGUUCACCAAAGCGGUGUUAAGGCCGUUCUUCCAUUUUUCAAUGAAUUUGGUGCUUAUACUGUCGUAACGGGUGGUGACGACAAUUCCUUGAUCUCUUCCCAAGUAAGCUAUGAAUCUGGGAAGUUAGAAUUGGUGACAACAGCUUUUGUUGAAAGGGCAGCUUCUGCCACCAUCGUCUCCAUUUCAAGGGCUGCAGAUAAUCAGGUUCUUGUAACCUCUGUGGAUCAGAUUGUACGAGUUUGGGAUACCAGAUUACUUUCAUUAAAUUGCAUUUGUGCCAAAUACACCACUGUCGCUGACACUGGCUGCAGUGACACGACUAUCAUUGAUGGGCGACGCGUUGGCGUUGUUGCUGGCGCCGGCGUAAGUGUUUUCACUUGGGAUGAUACGAAGAGCUUUAUGAGUUCAUUCUAA
Molecule: messenger RNA, 3027 nt
Organism: Candidozyma auris
Lineage: Eukaryota; Fungi; Ascomycota; Pichiomycetes; Serinales; Metschnikowiaceae
Exons: 1
Coding region: 1-3027 (1008 amino acids)
Biological process (GO): tRNA methylation
Cellular component (GO): cytoplasm
Molecular function (GO): protein binding
Source: RefSeq, a predicted model, not a curated record